Molecule: messenger RNA, 1266 nt
Organism: Penicillium argentinense
Lineage: Eukaryota; Fungi; Ascomycota; Eurotiomycetes; Eurotiales; Aspergillaceae
Product: putative chitin biosynthesis protein (Chs5)
Exons: 2
Coding region: 1-1266 (421 amino acids)
Biological process (GO): Golgi to plasma membrane transport; conjugation with cellular fusion
Cellular component (GO): trans-Golgi network; exomer complex
Molecular function (GO): protein dimerization activity
Source: RefSeq, a predicted model, not a curated record
AUGCUCGUCUCCUUGACUGUUGGCAAGGUCGACGCCGGCGUCGCCGUCCUUUUGACCCAGGACAAUCGCCUUAUUGAAUUCCCCUCGGUUCUCCUCCCCAACAACAUUUCUUCCGGUAGUAUUGUCGACAUCACCGUUGCGCGCAACCAUGCCGCGGAAACAGCCAACGCGGCCGCCUUCCAGUCCCUUCAGAAGCGAAUCCUAAAUACCUACGGUGUCAACACGCCAUCUCCUCCUGUCCUCCGCCUGCGAAAUGCUACACAGACCUCUCUUGUCCUUGAGUGGGAUCCUAUCGAUCUCGCAACCGCAUCCCUGAAGUCACUCUCCCUCUACCGCAAUGGGUCAAAGGCUGGCUCGAUACCUCGCCCUCUGGAGACUCGGAGCACCAAGAUUAGCGGUCUCGCCAUUCACUCCGAGUACACGUUCCACCUCGUCUUGCGCACAACCGCCGGCACCUACCAGUCGGAGAAGCUGACGUGUCGGACUCACAAGAUGACCGACUUGUCUGGUAUCACAGUGACCCCUGGAGUCCUCGAUACGCAUCGGAAGGAGGCCCUCGGAGCUGCACUGGAUCGUAUUGGAGGCAAGAUGAUCGAUUCGGUCCGGAUUGACACAACCCACUUUGUCUGCACGGAGGGUCGGGGCCCGCUCUGGGAGAAGGCUGUCGAGAUGAACAUCCCUGUGGUGGUACCGGAGUGGGUGGAUGCUUGCGAGUCAGAGGGUACAAUUGUUGGUGUGCGUGGUUACUAUCUCAAUGCCGACCCCAAACUUCGCCAACUCAGCACACUUCACGGCUCCUCUCACCAACGAACCACCUCCACCGUAUCUGCCUCGACACUCGCCAACCAGGGACGCCCCAGCACUGCACUGCAGCAGUCCAACGAACAAGACCCAUCUACGGUUGAACCGCCUCUGACACCCUUCCCGAGUGGUGAGACAAGCGCACGACCCCAGACACAGACACAAGAGGUUGAAUCGGAGGAUGAUGAGGAAGCGCCUCCGCCGCUGCCGCCAAAGGACGAUUCUGAGCAAUCAGAUGAGCCAGCUCAGCCAAAUGGUGACGCAGAUGCAGCCCCCGCCGAGUCAUUAGAGAAGGCAGAAGAAGCAGAGACCGUGGAGACGAAAGAUGUAGAAAGCGAGGAAGACGCUCCCAAAGAGAGCACUCUCCCGCAACACAUGCCCGAUGGAGACGCUGAACCAGAGAAAGCAAGCCCUAAGGGUAAGGGCAAAGAGGGCGAAGGUGACUUCAACGAGGUCCCGCUCUAG